Molecule: messenger RNA, 2108 nt
Organism: Corythoichthys intestinalis (scribbled pipefish)
Lineage: Eukaryota; Metazoa; Chordata; Actinopteri; Syngnathiformes; Syngnathidae
Gene: chrnb1l
Product: cholinergic receptor, nicotinic, beta 1 (muscle) like
Exons: 10
Coding region: 176-1720 (514 amino acids)
Biological process (GO): monoatomic ion transmembrane transport; signal transduction; nervous system process
Cellular component (GO): postsynaptic membrane; synapse; plasma membrane
Molecular function (GO): acetylcholine-gated monoatomic cation-selective channel activity; transmembrane signaling receptor activity
Source: RefSeq, a predicted model, not a curated record
CUCUGUUGAGGUAUGAUCCGAACAAGGGCGAAGACAACAGAGAAGGAGAUCUUUGUUGGACAAGGAGUUGCCAAAAGGUGGCAAAUAGAUGAGUAGGAGUGUCUCUUUUACUGGGCGAAGGUGCAGAGGUGUGACCUGUGGAGGUUCAAGGUAGUCUUUGGACUUCCACAAGAAGAUGAAGAAGAUACACCUGAAAACCAACCAACUCAUUCUCGUAUGCCUAUGCCUGUCUUUUACCGGAGCUUCCGAAACGGAGCGUAGGCUCCAUCAGAAGAUAUUUAACAACUACAACUUGAAGGUGCGACCUGCGCAGUACUGGGAAGAUAGAGUGAUGGUACGGGUGGGAAUGACCCUGUCUCAGUUGGUCAGCUUGAAUGAGAAGAACGGCGAGAUGACGACAAACGUGUUCAUGAAUCUGGAAUGGAAAGACUAUCGCUUGUCGUGGAACCCGAAGGAUUACGACGACAUCAGUGUUCUGCGAAUUCCCGCCAAUAAGGUGUGGCGCCCCGAUGUGUACCUCAUCAACAAUAACGACGGCCAAUUUGACGUGGCUUUAUAUGUUAACGUCUUGGUGUACAAUGACGGAACAGUUAACUGGCUUCCGCCGGCCAUCUACCGCAGCUCUUGCUCUAUCGAGGUGGCGUACUUCCCUUUCGACUGGCAAAACUGCAGCAUGAUCUUCCGCUCGUACACCUACGACGCCUCGGAAGUGGAGCUGCAAUAUUACCUGGACGACGACGGGAAGGAGAUCCGCGAGAUAGUCAUCGACGAGAACGCUUUCACCGAAAAUGGCGAGUGGAACAUUUGUCACAAACCUUCGAGAAAGAACGUCAGGGAGGAUCUGUACGAGGACAUCACCUUCUACCUGAUCAUCGAGAGGAAGCCUCUUUUCUAUAUCAUCAACAUCAUCGUUCCCUGCAUCCUCACCAGCGUAUUGGCUAUUUUUGUCUUCUACCUCCCCCCCGGAGCAGGUCUGAAGAUAUCUUCUUGUACUUGUCCGCCAAAACAAACACGUCAACAUCUAUUGUCUUGCCUAGGUGAAAAGAUGACCCUCUCCAUUUCGGUUCUCAUUGCCUUGACCGUCUUCAUGCUGCUACUGGCGAACAAAGUCCCCGAGACUUCGCUGGCCAUCCCCAUCAUUGUUAACUACGUCAUGUUCACAAUGAUCCUGGUCACCUUCUCCGUCAUCCUGAGCGUGGUUGUCCUCAACUUGCACCACCGCACACCAAGCACACAUAUCAUGCCCAACUGGGUCCGCAGCGUCUUCAUUGACUUCCUGCCCAAGUACAUCGGCAUGACGCGGCCCGAGCCUGAGGAAGAUCUUUCAAAGGAGGACUCCUGUGACCGAACACCCACGCCGGGCUUCAAUGGACGGCAACCGGGAGGGGAGUACUUCUUUCGCAAGAUCAACCCCGACCUUGUCAUACCUUGGAGAGGCAGGUGCGAGAGUCCGGUGCAGCUCCAAAGACUUCCGGAUUCAGAUGGAUUUUGUCUGAUCCUUCCGCCUAACUUGAAGUCGGCCAUCGGCGCCGUCACGUUCAUGGCCGAGCAGCUUAAGAAGCAAGACGUGGAUGAUUCGAUGACGGAAGACUGGCAGUACAUCGCGCUGGUGGUAGACCGACUUUUCUUGUGGCUCUUUGUCAUCAUCACCAGUUUGGGCACUUUGGCGAUGUUCUUGGACGCCAGUUUCAACUACACGCCCGAUAACCCCUUCCCAUAAAAGGGUGGCUUUCAUGUUAUUGCUAUCAAGCUAAUAUGUGACUUUCCAAGGGUUGUGUAAAAGUCCCACUAGUUGGACAGAUAUAAACGGCAGGAGAAAAAAACCCAAAACCCCAUCAGAGGUUCAAACCUUGAGAAGGGACCACAUGUGGAGGGAUCCCAUUCCUGUUGUCAUUCUUCUUCUUCAGUCAUAUUUACAUUGUCAUGCAAAGUCGUGCUCUGCUACCUAGUGGUUGGUUGUGGUAGUGCGAAACUAAAACUACUGUAAAAAGGCGGCACAAAGAAAUAGAGGAACAAAGUGACAAUAAAAUAUUUAUACAUUACUGUAUUUUCUGAAGUUAACUUUUUUUUUUAGAAAACUUUGAUCAUUAUUUGUAUUAAAACAAAAU